This is a messenger RNA of Cyclocybe aegerita, 387 nucleotides long. NCBI's taxonomy places the organism in Eukaryota, Fungi, Basidiomycota, Agaricomycetes, Agaricales, Hemipholiotaceae. The record is from the annotation of a GenBank genome assembly.
AUGUCCUCCGCUCAUUAUCUGAGGCGGUCCAAUUCAUCCUCUCGGUCCAAGGCUCCUUCAACUCGCCGGUAUUCAGACUCUGACGAAUCUCCGCCGUUGUCCCCUACCUCCUCUGAAGAUUCUUCGGCCGACGACGACGAAGUCAACCGCCGCAUUCAACCCUUCUGGCCCAAAUACCAGCUCCUCUUCAAAGCACGAGGAUUUCACCUAGAUACUGUGAGGGACGUCAAGAAUUUUUACAGUCGCCGGAUACAACAGCCUCCCUCCGACCUCUUCUGCCGCGUUCCGUACUUUUCCAGUCGGGAGGAGUUUCAGAAAGAUGACGCGCUCUGUCCGGACGCUGGCUUGGUCUGUCAACCUUUGCCCACUGCGGACGGUCUGGACUGA